Punctularia strigosozonata HHB-11173 SS5 is the source of this 1500-nucleotide messenger RNA. RefSeq names its product GPI transamidase component GPI16. The record is from RefSeq and is a predicted model, not a curated record. Gene Ontology annotation, biological process: attachment of GPI anchor to protein. The annotation marks the transcript as partial. The transcript has a single exon. Gene Ontology annotation, cellular component: GPI-anchor transamidase complex. Lineage: Eukaryota; Fungi; Basidiomycota; Agaricomycetes; Corticiales; Punctulariaceae.
CCGUCCCCACCCUAUCCGUUGGAUACCGGUGACACGCCUCAGCACUUUACGCUGUUUCCGCUCUCGCUCGGUCAAAUAUUAAAAGAGUUCUCCGUCACCGAGAUGCAUCUAUCCUUGAACUCGGGUAAAUGGGACUAUAUCAAAUGGGGAUAUCCGGAUGCAGUAGAGGAGGGCGUUGGCACUGGUGCAGAGCUGUGGGCAUGGAUGGCGAGUGACGGUCAUGGUGGCGACGAAGGGGUUGAUGCGCGGUGGACAGGUCUCCGGAACGGCCUAGCAGGUCUUUUCUGUGCAUCGCUCACGAGCAUGGACGAUAAACGCACGACGGUCCCGUACAGCGCCUUUCCACUCCUUGGCUCACUUCCGUCAUUGGACACGUCGGUGCAGCUCCGCCACGCCAGCCUUCCUUCCGAAAAUGUCUGCACAGAAAAUUUAACACCCUUCCUCAAGCUUCUGCCUUGCACAUCACGCUCCGGCAUAGCACAGCUGCUCAACUCCUACAAACUGUUCGAUGCGGACUGGCAUGGCAUGGGAGUCCAUGUGUUCUACCACGGCGGAAGGACGGGCAAGAAGGGGGUAGAGGUUCGCUUAACGUUUCAAGCUGUUUUCGAUCCCGUCCGUCUUUCGUCCGAUCACAAGCGCGACUGGUCUCUCCCGAGCCUUUUCGGCCGCACCAUCGAGCGGGGUUGCCCCGUGGCGCGAAGCAGCCUUGUGCGUGUUGGAUUGCCUAUGGACGGGGUCCCCUAUGCGCUCUCUCCCGACUCCCAUGUUGUCCAUAAGGAGGAAGGUGUCGCGGUGUACGACGUCCAGACUACCACCCCGUUGGAUAUAGGUAUGGUUUGGCCUAUGGAACGCGCAUUCGUGCCCCCUCUGUCUCCGACACCACCACCCCUCUGCAACUCACAGAAGACGCCGCCAGUGCGAGCCACCCGGAAGCUUACGACAUCCUCGCAAGCGCGCGGAUUGCUUUCCGCGGCGCUGCAGAACACUCUCGAUGAAGAUGUUCAACUGCUGUACACGGAGACUAUGCCGUGGCUCGUUACGUUCUACAUGCACACCCUCGAUGUUACCCUCGAUGGCGUCCCGCGUCCUGAUCUCAUGCGCGUGCUCGAGUAUGUGCCAUCAUCGGAUGCGCGUCCAACUUUGCUCCAAGCCGCACUUCGCAUCCCGCCCAAAGGCACGCUCAGGAUUAACAUGAAGGUGGAGAAAGCGUUCUUGAAGUACACCGACCACAUGCCGGAUGCCCAACGGGGAUGGGAUCUGCCUCCGGCAAUCUUGACGCUGCGCGGGCAGCGCGGCGUCGGUGCCAACUCUUCGCACCCGGCUGAUGAACACGGAAGAGCCUAUAUCUACACCCCAGCGCUGCUUGUUGAUCUCGCGACUCCGGAUUUCAGCAUGCCCUAUAACGUCAUCAUCAUGAGUUGCACGCUCAUUGCACUCAUAUUUGGCAGCGUCUUCAACCUGCUGACGAGACGAUUCCUGGUGGUGGAUGUAGACCUUCCG